Molecule: messenger RNA, 2498 nt
Organism: Nelumbo nucifera (sacred lotus)
Lineage: Eukaryota; Viridiplantae; Streptophyta; Magnoliopsida; Proteales; Nelumbonaceae
Source: RefSeq, a predicted model, not a curated record
CCGAGUACAGAGUUAAAAGUUUUGUACGAAAUAUGGCAUUCAUCUAUAAUGCAAGGCACCCAUUUAUGAAGCACAAUUACAGAAAAUAGAGAGUAUCAUAUGCUCCACACGAAAAUCUGAAGAUACAUCCAAGGAGGCGGGAGGCCCAACGGAUUCAACUACCAAACGACAGGGAUAGGGAUACUCUUCAGUCUUCACCAGCGACCCCUGAUGCUAACUUCCAAACUGACGUCCUUGUUAAAGAAAUGCGAAAACGCUAAUCAUGCAAAGCAAAUCCACGCUCAAAUCCUCACUAACGGUCUUUACCAACUCCACCCACUCCUGCUUCAUCAAAUUCUCCUCUCAGCCUGCGACUUCACUGAGUACGUCCAAUUAAUCCUAUUUCAUUUGCCUAACCCAGAUGUCUUCUCGUGGGCCUUUACCAUUCGCUACUUCUCCCAGCAUGGCCGGUUCAAAGACGCCAUUGCUCUCUAUGUCCGAAUGCACAGACUGGUGCCAUGUCCGAGCACCUUUGCUGUUUCAUCGGCUCUCAAGGCAUGUGCUCGGAUUGCGCAUACUAUGGGAGGGACUGCAAUUCAUGCGCAGGUUCACAAAUAUGGAUACAGCAAUGAUGUUUACGUACAAACUGCCCUUGUUGAUCUCUAUUCCAAGUUGGGUGAUACGAGGAUGGCACAGUUACUGUUUGAUAAUAUGGCGGAAAGAAACGUGGUAUCGUGGAACUCUAUUCUAUCUGGAUAUUUGAAAGCUGGGGAAUUAACUAUGGCUCGGAGGAUUUUCGAUGAGAUUCCAAUGAAAGAUGUUGUUUCUUGGAACUCAAUGGUUUCAGGGUACGCAAAAGCAGGGGAUAUGGAGAACGCAACUUCUUUGUUUCAGCAGAUGCCAGAGAGAAACUCUGCUUCUUGGAAUGCAAUGAUUGGUGGCUAUGUGGAUUGCGGGAACAUCGAAGCUGCACGGAGAUUUUUCAAUGACAUGCCCCAAAGAAGCAAUGUUUCAUGGAUUACCAUGAUUGCUGGCUACUCAAAAUGUGGAGACGUUGAUUCUGCUCGUUAUCUCUUUGAUCAGAUGGGUGACAAGGAUCUGCCCUCAUGGAAUGCCAUGAUCUCUUGCUAUGCUCAAAACAGCCAACCAAAAGAGGCCCUUCAUUUAUUUAAUAAGAUGCGGAAAUCCAAUGUAGGUGUACAGCCUGAUGAGAUGACAUUGGCUAGCAUUAUAUCCGCUUGUUCUCAGUUGGGGGACUUGAGGUUUGGGUUGUGGAUUGAAUCAUAUAUGAGAAGACUUGGGAUUAAACCAGACGAUCAUCUUCUUACAGCUCUUAUUGACUUGUAUGCAAAGUGUGGUAGCAUUGACAAGGCAUAUGAACUGUUUUGUAGCUUGAGGAAGAAGGAUUUGGUUGCUUAUAGUGCGAUGAUUUUAGGCUGUGGCAUUAAUGGGAGAGCCCCUGAAGCAAUUAGGUUGUUUAAAGAGAUGUUGGCUGAUAAUAUCCAUCCAAAUGCAGUCACAUUCACUGGACUUCUAACUGCUUACAACCAUGCUGGCUUAGUAGAGGAAGGCUAUCAGUGUUUCAACUCCAUGACAAGUGAGCAUGGAAUUUUACCAUCAUCUGAUCACUAUGGAAUUAUGGUUGAUCUUCUUGGACGGGCAGGACGAUUGCAAGAGGCACUUGAGAUAAUAAGUAGUAUGCCUAUGCAACCACAUGCAGGGGUGUGGGGAGCAUUGCUUCUAGCUUGCGGGUUACAUUGCAAUAUUGAACUUGGGGAGAUUGCAGCUCAACAUUGCUUCGAGCUGGAGCCUGAUACAAGUGGAUACUACUCUCUUCUAGCAAAUAUAUAUGCUUCUGUUGGGAGGUGGGAUGAUGCCAAGAGAUUGAGAAAGGUGAUGGAGGAGAAGAGAUUGACCAAGAUACCUGGAUGCAGUUGGACAGAAUCAUCUUGACUAUACAGGAAACAAGAAUCUGUAGUACAGAUUAAAUUGAGAAAGUUCAGGUUUCAGUCAUGUAAAACUGGGACCAAGGUGGCAUGUCCUGGUCCUAAAAUGCUCCUUUUGUUUCUGCUGAUAGUAUCUCCUUAGAUUUGGUUGUAUGAACACCAAUCUUUAUGGGAGAAGCUCUGCUAAAUCUAUGUCUCAGCGGUGAAACUGCAAUAAGAUUCAAUAAAUAGGAGUUUCUCCACAGUAGCAUCUGCAUCUAGAAAUCACAUUGGAAGUGGGUGACAUGGCGAAUACCUCGAACCAUCUGAAGCAGUUCAUUGUGCAGUCACGUGUAACAUAACCCUUGUCCAACCUCCUUCAAGAACGUGCUAACUGAAAGAAACUGACCACAAGGCUCAAUUUAUUUAUUCGUGGCAUUAGAAGCAGGGUUUGCUCGUCUGCUCGCUGCUCAAAUACUGGUCCAUGUACAUUUCAAUUGUAAGACUACUUAGUCUACUUAACUAUUCCUGAAUGUGCAACCAUUGAUUGCCUGAUCUCUGUUGCUUCACUAAAUAAUAUUGUGCUCAAAUUUA